This is a messenger RNA of Hippocampus zosterae (dwarf seahorse), 3520 nucleotides long. It is a transcript of the gene rgs18, whose product is annotated as regulator of G protein signaling 18. Bases 116 to 814 code for a protein of 232 amino acids. NCBI's taxonomy places the organism in Eukaryota, Metazoa, Chordata, Actinopteri, Syngnathiformes, Syngnathidae. The transcript is spliced from 5 exons. The record is from RefSeq and is a predicted model, not a curated record.
CAUAUGGGAAAUGAAAUGCAAACGUGGUUUACAGAACGAUGGUGACGGGGUUCAACAUUUCUCGCCGAGCUAUUUAUGACCCGCCGCCUCACACAACAGAUGCAGACUAGACAGCAUGGAAACGCUUGUUUUCUUAUUUCCUCAAUUUAACUUCAUGGCCCAGAAGGAGGAAGCAUAUUUCAAAAGGCUUGAUCCACAACACCGGCAAGAACCAACCAUGAAGGCCGAUGGCAACAGACACCAAGACAAGGAGAAGACGAGCCGACAAAGUCUCACCAGGUCCGGCUCCCAUGACAAUGUCAGUCACCAGACCAAGACGACAUCCAGCAAUAUCUCAACAGAGACGGCUCUGCAAUGGAGCAACUCAUUUGAAGAAUUAAUGAAGAAUGCAGAUGGGGUGGAAACUUUCUCUCAGUUCCUCCGUACAGAGUUCAGCGAGGAAAACAUUGAGUUCUGGCUGGCUUGUGAAGAAUUCAAGACCUAUGACUCCGAGAAAAAACUGCUGUCCAAGGCCAAACAUAUUUAUACAGUUUUUAUUGAGUCGGAUGCGCCUAAAGAGGUCAAUAUUGACUACAGCACCAAGAUAGCCAUCCAGACCAAUUUAUCACACCCCACAAGGAGCUGUUUCGAAGCGGCCCAGGUGAAAGUCUACAGCCUGAUGAAAAAAGACUCCUAUCCCCGAUUCUUGCACUCCGACCUUUAUUUACGUCUGACCAGGAGGAGAGGGCCAGGAGUCACAAUGUUCCGCAGAAGGUCACGCUCCUGUAUUUUCAACGAGCGAGGCGGUGGCACCGCCGAGCCUUCGCCCUGGUAGCAAUAACAUUUCAGACAUAGCCGCUCACUCGUAAAAGCGAUUAUGACAUUGGCGAUAACCAGUGACGCACUGUAGAAUUUUAAUUGCGUAAUUUGUGUUUGAGAUUGUAAUCAUCCAACGUGUCUGCGAAAUGAAUCAUUUCCCUCUACAAUCACAGUGGAUUAUUUGACCAAUAUUGGGGCCUGGCAAUAAGCCAUUGAGCUACACAAAUAGGGGAUAUUUGGAGGAAUAUGCCAUUUUAAUUAGGUGUGAAUGUAUAGCUCUAGCCCUCAUCUGUUGAGCAAUUAAUGCAAGCUCUAAAUCCUCACCAAAAACAUGGCUUGAUGAUAGGUCAUCUCUUAAAUAAAGGCAGAAAAAGUAGAUUUUUGGAAGCCGACUGAUGUGCGGAACCUUGACGUGAAGCAAACACUUGGAGGAAUUUUGGGGACAAAGACGCCAAACGGUGUAAUGAAGCAUUUUUGUAGUAAUAGGGCCGAGUUCCUUCCACUGCACUUGUUAUUGAGAUCCGCAAUAUGUACGCUCACCAGACAAGUGAUUUGAUACACUUCACGCGAUAGAGAAGAGCUUCAAACUGUCAUGGUUCUGUUUGUGGCCAACAGGUGGCACUGUAGGGCUACGCCUGCAACUGCACAACUGUUGGUCAUUGUGUCAUGAGUUUGUUUGUUUAAAUGGACUCCCGGCACGACCACUCAGUGUCGGGUCAUUGUUGCUGUUACUGUGUGCACGUUUCAUGUUUUGUUUUCUGUCUUGGGUUUUUUGUUAAAUACAUUUUAGUCACUCCACACUCUUCUUCCCUGCCUCCCUGCUUUUGGGGUCCUACUCCUUCACCUCGCAAAACGUGACAAAAACGUUUCAUAACAAAAAGCCAUAGAAUGUUCAAAAUACCGUAUUUUCCAUACUAUAAGGGCCCACCUAAAAGCAUUCCAUUUUCUCAAAAGCCGACAGUGUGCCUUAUAAUCCGAUGUGCCUCCUAUAUGGAUCAAUAUUCUGGUUUCUUGGAUGUAGUAUUUUAAAUGGUUUGUAAAGUGCUUUGUUAUAGCUGAAGCGGUUGUGAAAGCUCUACAUCAAUAAAGCUUUAUUGUAUUGUAAUCCCUUUAGCGUAGCUCCAUCCACUGGAUGAAUAGAUGAAUAACGCAACCACAGCCAAUACAGUAAAUAUUCUCUAGUACGGACUCGUGUUUGCGCUGUCCAAUUUGUCCUGAUAACAGAAAUUCCUCAUUUGGGAAAUGAGCAUGGUACAUGUCCUCUAUUCUCACAACAGUAAAAUAUGUACAGUAUUUCAAUGUUAAUUUUUUUCUGUCUUGGGGAAAAAAAAUUGUAUUUUGGAUUGUUUUGUUGGAUGCAUUCUUUGGUUUAUGACAAUGUUUGCCUGUGUGUCAUACAGUUUUCUUGCUAGUUGCAAGUAACUGUCCCGUUGAUCACCAAUGUCUGGUAAUUCUUGUGCAUACUGAAGGAUUUUUGUUGCCAUUUGCAUUGCUUCCUUGCUGGAUGGUGGCUUGUCAUCAGGAGUUGAAGUUAAAGUUUCGUAGAUUUGCGUCUUUUCGACUACAAGUGUCUGCUGGAUCUUUUUAACAUUGUGUCCAGCCUCGCUCAAACGGAUGCAUUUCACUCGCUCCGCUCCAGUUGUUACAGUUCUUCUAUGUUUCGAUGCGAUGAUCUAUACGACGUAAGUGAAUAAAGUUAAAAUCUUUCGCAGUCACAGUAAAACGCACGCCAAUAAAAAGUCGCUUACACAUCUUUGUUUCGAAUCUGAUGAAUGAAAACGGCGAAGCGAACACGUUUCUUCGGUCGUGUCGAGUGGGUGCCGCGUUCUACAGGACGUAAGUGAAUAAAGUUAAAAUCAUUCACAAUUACAGUAAAACGCACGGCAAUAAAAACUCACUUGCAGGCCGUCGUUUAGAAUCUAAUGAUCGAAAAACGCGAAGUGAAAACUUGUUUCAGCGUUGUCUUUUCCGUCGCAUCGAGUGGCCUUUGCGUGUAUUUAAGCUCCCGCGGCAUUACACCUCCAUCCGGGUUACGGGUAGUGGAAUUUCCGCUUACGCAACUUCCGGUAACAUGUAAUAUCGUAGUCAAAAUGUUAAUGCAAAGGUUUUUAUUCCGGGUGAAGGAUAUUCCUUUGCAUAGAAUUCUGGGGAUGGGAAUACUUACUGUAUUGCAGCUUCUAUGCACCUUAAAUGCGGUGCGCCCUAUAUAUGAAAACCGUUUUAAAAUAGGCCAUUCAUUGAAGGUGUGCCUUAUACGCCAAAGCGCCUUAUAGUGCGGAAAAUACGGUACCUUCAAAUUAAGAAUUGGGGGUGAAUCAGUUCCAGCGAAUGCAUGUGAGAACCACAUCGAAAAUGUGUGGAAUGAACUAACAUUGACAUUUUAGAAUAUUGAAUCAAACUCGCUUUUAAAAUCCAAAAAUAAGGAAUCCUGACCGGAAAAAAACUUCACUCUAAGCUGAGUUUUUCAUAAUGAAUGACUUGAAUAUGUAAAGACUUUAUUUAAAAAUCAAACAUAACGUGUGAAAUCUCUAUAAAACGGAAUUAUCAAAAUUUGUAUGACCCUCACCAAAAGGCAUUUCAUUAUUUAUUUAGUUAUGAAUAUCUCAAACUGUUUACUGUACAUAUACAGCACAAUGGUAAUAUAUACUGUCUAUAAAUUAAUUAGCAUUUUAAAAUCUCCUUGCAUAUGAUUGCUGAAAUGACAUUUCUUCUUCAAACGUCA